UUAAAGGAAGUGCUGCAAGACACAGCCAAGCAGAGGGCCGGUUUAAAUCAUCUCAGUCCAGGGAUUGAGCGAGAGGGGAGGAGAGUGAAGGCUGGCAGGUCGGCACUGGAGAUGGGCAGCACCGUAGGACUCUGCUCCAGUCCAAGGGCUUGGGGAUGUGGCUGGAAUGUCACCCGACUCCUGUGCUUUGCUGCCGUUAGCUGGGUGCUCGUGACUCAGAUGGAAGUGGGAGCCUGGACCUACCAUUAUGGUAACAAAUCUGAUUACUCAUGGGAGCUGGCCAGAAACUUUUGCAGGUCAUUCUACACUGACCUCGUAGCAAUACAGAACCAGGGGGAAAUUGCUUAUCUCAACAGUGUCUUACCCCACUAUAAAACAUACUACUGGAUUGGGAUACGAAAGAUAAAGAAUGUCUGGACCUGGAUUGGUACCAACAAGGUCCUGACGAAGGAGGCUGAGAAUUGGGCUAACAGGGAACCCAACAAUAAAGGGAGGAACCAAGACUGUGUGGAGAUUUACAUAAAGAGGGACCGUGAUGCUGGAAAAUGGAACGAUGAGCACUGCCAAAAGAAAAAGAAGGCGCUGUGUUACCAAGCAUCUUGUCAGCGUUCCUCCUGCAGCCAGCGUGGUGAGUGUGUGGAGACCAUCGGGAACUACACUUGUGAUUGCUACCCUGGUUUCUACGGGCCUGAGUGUGAACAAGCUGCCAAGUGCCCAGUGCUGGAUUCCCCAGACAGAGGCCAAUUAAACUGCACUCACUGGCAUGGAGACUUCACGUAUAACUCCACCUGCGCCUUCUCCUGCGAGACGGGGUUUGUGCUGAAUGGAUCGGGGACGCUGGAGUGCAUGGCUCUGGGACAAUGGAGAGGGCAAACCCCGCGCUGUGAAGGUAGAGGCACAGCGUUUUUGGAAUGUACAUUGCUGAGCUGGGCUGUCAAGUGCCCAGUGCUGGAUUCCCCGGACAGAGGCCAAUUAAACUGCACUCAUUGGCAUGGAGACUUCACGUAUAACUCCACCUGUGCCUUCUCCUGUGUGAUGGGGUUUGUGCUGAAUGGAUUGGAGAAGCUGGAGUGCACGGCCCUGGGACAAUGGACAGGGCAAACCCCGCGCUGUGAAGCUGUUACGUGCCCAGGUUUGGCUGCCCCUGACAGAGGCCGAUUAAACUGCACUCACUGGCAUGGAGACUUCAUGUAUAACUCCACCUGCGCCUUCUCCUGCGAGACCGGGUUUGUGUUGAAUGGAUCGGAGACACUGGAGUGCACGGCCCUAGGACAAUGGACAGGGCAUCCCCCACACUGUGAAGCUGUCAAGUGCCCAGUGCUGGAUUCUCCGGGCAGGGGCCGAUUAAACUGCACUCACUGGCAUGGAGACUUCACGUAUAACUCCACCUGCACCUUCUCCUGUGAGACGGGGUUUGUGCUGAAUGGAUCGGGGACACUGGAGUGCAUGGCUCUGGGACAAUGGAGAGGGCAAACCCCGCGCUGUGAAGGUAGAGGCACAGCGUUAACUGUGGGUUGUUUGGAAUGUACAUUGCUGAGCUGGGCUGUCAAGUGCCCAGUGCUGGAUUCCCCGGACAGAGGCCAAUUAAACUGCACUCAUUGGCAUGGAGACUUCACGUAUAAUUCCACCUGUGCCUUCUCCUGUGUGAUGGGGUUUGUGCUGAAUGGAUCGGAGAAGCUGGAGUGCACGGCCCUGGGACAAUGGACAGGGCAAACCCCGCGCUGUGAAGCUGUUACGUGCCCAGGUUUGGCUGCCCCUGGCAGAGGCCGAUUAAACUGCACUCACUGGCAUGGAGACUUCACGUAUAACUCCACCUGCGCCUUCUCCUGCGAGACCGGGUUUGUGCUGAAUGGAUCGGAGACACUGGAGUGCACGGCCCUAGGACAAUGGACAGGGCAUCCCCCACGCUGUGAAGCUGUCAAGUGCCCAGUGCUGGAUUCUCCGGGCAGGGGCCGAUUAAACUGCACUCACUGGCAUGGAGACUUCACGUAUAACUCCACCUGCACCUUCUCCUGCGAGACGGGGUUUGUGCUGAAUGGAUCGGGGACACUGGAGUGCAUGGCUCUGGGACAAUGGAGAGGGCAAACCCCGCGCUGUGAAGUCAUGAGAUGCCCCAAGCUGAGGGGCCUAGAGCCAAUUCUUAUGAAUUGCUCCCACCGUCUGGGAUCCUUCAGCUAUGGGUCAGUGUGUCGCUUCCGCUGCACUCAGGGCUACUUCCUCAAUGGGACAAGCAGGGUGCAGUGCCAGCCUGAUGGGCACUGGUCAGACAAGAUGCCUGCCUGCCAAGGAACAGGAGUCCCAGUAACUUUCAAUGGGCUUCAGGAGCCUAAAGCUCAGUUUUUUAAAGGAGAGGCUGCUCCCUAUUUCAAGCAAGUCCUGCUUUAUAUGGGUGGUGGAGCUGUGGCCCUUGUGGCCCUGUUGCUGACAGGAAUGUUCAUAGCUCUGCUAAUCAAGCGUCUCAGUGACAAAGAGGAAGAAAAAAUGCUGCUGAAUCCCACCAGUAACCUGGGAGCACCUGGUGUCUUUACAAAUGCAGCGUUUGACUCCAACUUGUAAGCUAAAGCAGAAGAUGCCCCCAGGAGAGAAGAUCACUGGAAGUAAAAGGACCUGAAGAUGGUACUCAUGCCUCAAUCCUUUUAGAAGCUGUUUUUAAACCUUACUCCUCAGCUCAGCUCUGCCAUCAUCUAGCCCAAUAACUCACAGUCACUGACAGUCAGGGAUUAAACUAACUCUGGUGCACACAUCCAGUUCUGAUCUAAAA
Molecule: messenger RNA, 2761 nt
Organism: Mauremys reevesii (Reeves's turtle)
Lineage: Eukaryota; Metazoa; Chordata; Testudines; Geoemydidae
Product: P-selectin-like
Exons: 17
Coding region: 112-2556 (814 amino acids)
Biological process (GO): leukocyte tethering or rolling; heterophilic cell-cell adhesion; response to cytokine
Cellular component (GO): membrane; external side of plasma membrane
Molecular function (GO): sialic acid binding; oligosaccharide binding
Source: RefSeq, a predicted model, not a curated record